AUGCCUCCGGUGGAUGCCAAUGAGCCAAGUGACGACAUCGAUGAGGUUGUUCCAGGCACAUCAUUGGAAGGACUGGGCAAGAUGUGGGAGAAUGACGAAACAAUUCGUGGCCGGGCUUUGGCAACGAAGUCUAUGCUCUACUGGCCUACUUCGGAACAGGUGGGUGUGAUUACCUUUGAUACCAUGAAGUACAAUGUUAGGGUUUUGAUGAUCCUUUUGGAGAAGUGGGCUCCUCAAGUGGAUUCUGCAAAAACGGUUUGCAUCGACCAACUGCGAGCCGAGGACCCAGUCAUCCGAACCAUCUAUGACUUCAUUGGCAAGUUCUGGGAGCCGAAGAAGAAGGGCAAGACUGUCAGCAAUUCUAGCCUAGAGUUGGAGAAGGUAGGGGACUUGGAGAAUGGAGAGCCUCCAUGCCUUCAUGAUGACUAUGGUGAGUCUUGUUUGGCAGAAGCCUUGGGAGUGUCGCCCAUUGCCCAGUGUCCAGCUGUCGAACCUAUGCGUGAUUCCCAGAUCCCUCCUGACACCUUUGGUGGCUUUGACGUUGCUCCUGAAGCCAGUGCUGCAGUGCCAGAGCCAGAGGAGAUUCCCAGCUCUCAGCUGGUCCCUGAAAACCUUGACCUUUUUCAAGACACUUUCGUCGAGCCUGGGACACCAGCUGGCUCAGAAGUUACAGCCACAGAGAUUGAAGUGACGCCGCAGGAGCCGAAGGUGGUUGAUUUGACUGGGAGUCCACCCCCUUUGAAGACUGUAGUCACUGACCCAAUGCCCAAUGCUGACAAGUACACACCUUAA
This is a messenger RNA of Cladocopium goreaui, 792 nucleotides long. Lineage: Eukaryota; Dinophyceae; Suessiales; Symbiodiniaceae. The record is from the annotation of a GenBank genome assembly.